Messenger RNA from Fonsecaea nubica, 1617 nucleotides. RefSeq lists its product as hypothetical. Gene Ontology annotation, molecular function: transmembrane transporter activity. The record is from RefSeq and is a predicted model, not a curated record. The transcript is spliced from 2 exons. The coding region runs from base 1 to 1617 and encodes 538 amino acids. Gene Ontology annotation, biological process: transmembrane transport. Lineage: Eukaryota; Fungi; Ascomycota; Eurotiomycetes; Chaetothyriales; Herpotrichiellaceae.
AUGUGGUCCUUAGUGCAAUACCGACGCAUUGGCCAGCAGGUCGAGCACGAAUGGCAGAAUAAUGGAGGAAAGCAGGGCCACACCAAUAAGCAGAGUGCUUUUCAAGAUCUCGAGGCUGUAUCUGCACAAAGAGCUCUGAAGAGACUCAAUGGUGUCAACGAAGAGCAAUCCUCUGAAGCACGCACAGAACCAGACAACGGCAACACCAGGGCAAAUGGCAAGAUCGAGGUCGACACCACAGACGACAGUGAUCCCCUCGACCCCCACAACUGGCCGCUCCUCGCCAGGUGCAAGAACAUCGCCAUCCUGAGCCUCCUCAUAUUCUCCCAAGGGUGGGCCAGCGCCGCAGACUCGAUGGCAAACUCGCGAAUGAGCCAAGACUACGGCGUGAGCAAGGUCGCAGCCAACCUCUCCCAGGCGCUGUACCUCUUGGGGAUCGGAUCUGGGUGCCUCUUCUGCGGCCCGCUGUCCGAGACCGUGGGCAGGAACCCGACGUACCUCGCCGCGACUUUUUGUUAUCUGUGUUUUGUUCUCGGGACGGCGUUGACGUCAAAUCUUGGGGGAAGGAUCGUUUGUCGAUAUUUUGUCGGUCUCUUUGCCAGUGCCACUUUGGGAAUCAACGGCGCCAGCGUCAGUGAUCAGUUUCGCCCCGUCAAGAGGACAUUUGCCUUCCCCGUCAUCGCGUGGGCAAAUGUUGCCACUCCCAUGCUCGCGCCCGUCGCGGGAGGAUGGCUGGUCCAAGACCGCAACCUCAGUUGGCACUGGACCGACUGGGUGACACUGAUCAUUUCCAGCUUCGCCUUUGUCGUUGCAUUCCUCUUCCUGCCCGAGACAUACCUCCCGGUCCUGCUGGACUGGAAAGCGCGACAUCUCCGCCGUGUGUCCGGCUCACCCAUGUACGUGUCCAGACACGCCGAGAGAGCAUCCCUGCUCAAGCGGCUACGCGAGACCCUGCCCAUGACGGUGGUCUAUUUCUCGAGCGAGCCCGUCGUGGCGGUGCUAGGCGGAUACCUGAUCCUCGUGUACAUCCUCAUGUUCAGCUUCCUGUCCGGCUUCGACUACAUCUUCAAGGAGACAUACGGUCUAUCCGACGGACUGACGGGGUCGUGCUUCGCCUCCAUCGCCGCGGGAUCCAGCUUCUUCACGCUGUCGGCGCCGGGGCUCUUCCACCUCUCACGCGUGCACACGCACUACGUGCCCCAAGCGCGGAUCACGCCCGAGUACCGGCUGUGGCCGGCGAUCGUGACGGCGCCGCUGAUGCCCGCCUCGCUGUUCUGGCUCGGCUGGACCAAUUACGCCAGCGUGUCGGUGUGGUCGGGCCUCGCGGCCUGUUUCUGCUUCGGCGUCGUCGCCACCGCCCUCUACGUCGCCACCUACGAGUACAUCGUCGACAGCUACACCAAACACAGCGCCGUCGCGCUCGCCAGCAUCACCAUGGCGCGUUACCUCGUCGCGGGCUCCAUGGUCAUCGCCGCCCGCCCCAUGUACACGGGGAUCGGGGUUCACUGGACCAUGACCCUGCUCGGGUGCAUUGGUCUGCUCCUCGCGCCGGCACCGCUGGUCUUUCGAUGGUACGGGGAGAAGUUGCGGGCGAAGAGCGCCUACGCGGAAUCAUGA